AUGUCAGUUCGGAUCCUGCAGGCUAUUUUUAAUCCUCCAGCUAUUUCAGAUUGGAUUUUGCAGGCUAUGUCGAAUUCUCCACCUAUUUCAGAUCGGAUCAUGCAGGCUAUGUGUAAUUCUCCACCUAUUUUAAAUCGGAUCAUGCAGGCUAUGUGUAAUUCUCCACCUAUUUUAGAUCGGAUCAUGCAGGCUAUGUGUAAUUCUCCACCUAUUUUGGAUCGGAUCAUGCAGGCUAUGUGUAAUUCUCCACCUAUUUCAGAUCGGAUGAAGCAGGCUAUGUGUAAUUCUCCACCUAUUCCAGAUCGAAUCAUGCAAGCUAUAUCGAAUUCUCCACCUAUUUUGGAUCGGAUGAAGCAGGCUAUGUGUAAUUCUCCACCUAUUUCAGAUCGGAUCAUGCAGGCUAUGUGUAAUUCUCCAUCUAUUUUAGAUCGGAUCAUGCAGGCUAUGUGUAAUUCUCCACCUAUUUUAGAUCGGAUCAUGCAGGCUAUGUGUAAUUCUCCACCUAUUUUGGAUCGGAUCAUGCAGGCUAUGUGUAAUUCUCCACCUAUUUCAGAUCGGAUGAAGCAGGCUAUGUGUAAUUCUCCACCUAUUCCAGAUCGAAUCAUGCAAGCUAUAUCGAAUUCUCCACCUAUUUUGGAUCGGAUGAAGCAGGCUAUGUGUAAUUCUCCACCUAUUUCAGAUCGGAUCAUGCAGGCUAUGUGUAAUUCUCCAUCUAUUUUAGAUCGGAUCAUGCAGGCUAUGUGUAAUUCUCCACCUAUUUCAGAUCGGAUGAAGCAGGCUAUGUGUAAUUCUCCACCUAUUUCAGAUCGGAUGAAGCAGGCUAUGUGUAAUUCUCCACCUAUUUUAGAUCGGAUCAUGCAGGCUAUGUGUAAUUCUCCACCUAUUUUAGAUCGGAUCAUGUAG
Liolophura sinensis is the source of this 903-nucleotide messenger RNA. Its product is annotated as protein transport protein SEC31-like. Bases 1 to 903 code for a protein of 300 amino acids. The transcript has a single exon. Lineage: Eukaryota; Metazoa; Mollusca; Polyplacophora; Chitonida; Chitonidae. The record is from RefSeq and is a predicted model, not a curated record.